Auxenochlorella protothecoides is the source of this 579-nucleotide messenger RNA. RefSeq names its product Phosducin-like protein 3. NCBI's taxonomy places the organism in Eukaryota, Viridiplantae, Chlorophyta, Trebouxiophyceae, Chlorellales, Chlorellaceae. The record is from RefSeq and is a predicted model, not a curated record. The transcript is spliced from 4 exons. The coding region runs from base 1 to 579 and encodes 192 amino acids. Gene Ontology annotation, cellular component: cytoplasm.
AUGGACGCCGCGAACCUGGCCAAGGUCAAGGGCCAGAUGCACAGCUUCGCGAUGGGCGAGGCCAUGGCUCAGGCCGCACAAGACUACCAGCAACACAUUCUGGCGAGUCAGCAAGCUGCCGCCGGCAAGGGCUUGCCGGCCUUCUACGCGGAUGACAUGCUGAACGAUCCGGAGGUGGAGCGCCUGCAGGCCGAGCGCUUGGAGGAGCUGAAGAUGCAGGCCGAGAGACGUGCAGCAAAGACUGCCCAGACCUCUUAUGGGUCCCUCGUGGAGAUUGCAGAGCCAGAGUUCCUGGCCGCCGUGAUGAAGGCGGAGCAUGCCCUCUGCCACUUCUUCCAUGCUGGGUUUCAGCGAUGCGCCAGCAUGGAUCGCCACCUGGCGAUCCUUGCACCUCGCUUUCCAGGGACCUCCUUUCUCAGACUGUCGGCACCGGAUGCCCCCUUCUUCACAGAGAAGUUGAAGAUUCGGACGCUCCCCUGCGUCAUUGUCUUCCACCGCGGCGUCGCUGUGGAUAGGAUCGUUGGAUUCGAGGGUAUCCGCGGGGCAGGCGCGGACUUCAAAACUGCAGCGGUGUGUUAA